Messenger RNA from Tupaia belangeri chinensis (Chinese tree shrew), 4956 nucleotides. RefSeq names its product zinc finger SWIM-type containing 5 (gene ZSWIM5). Gene Ontology annotation, molecular function: zinc ion binding. NCBI's taxonomy places the organism in Eukaryota, Metazoa, Chordata, Mammalia, Scandentia, Tupaiidae. The record is from RefSeq and is a predicted model, not a curated record. Gene Ontology annotation, cellular component: Cul2-RING ubiquitin ligase complex.
UUGUUCUCUUGAUUCCUUUAGGGGGAAACAAACAAUGCCAUGAGAAUUCUCGAGCAGCCCAUAUGGAGAGGAGCUGAGGCCUCCUAUCAAGAGCUAGUGCCAAUUAACCAGCCAGGCUUCCAUCUGAGUGGAACAGUCACUGAGCCAGCUACUGCCUCUGAACCAGCAGUAACAUACAAAGUUGCAAUCAGUUUUGAUCGAUGCAAAAUCACUUCAGUGACAUGUGGCUGUGGGAACAAGGACAUAUUCUACUGUGCUCAUGUGGUAGCACUCUCACUCUACAGGAUCCGUAAACCAGACCAAGUCAAAUUGCGUGAUCUCAGAAACCCUUUUCCAGAUGAAUAGAGACCAGCUACAAAAGUUUAUUCAAUAUUUAAUCACUGCACACCACACUGAAGUUCUUCCUACUGCACAGAAACUGGCAGAUGAGAUUCUGUCCUCCAACUCAGAAAUCAACCAAGUGAAUGGAGCCCCUGACCCCACAGCUGGAGCCAGCAUUGAUGAUGAGAACUGUUGGCAUCUGGAUGAAGAACAAGUAAAAGAACAAGUGAAGCUCUUUCUCUCCCAGGGGGGUUACUAUGGCUCUGGAAAGCAGCUCAACUCAAUGUUUGCCAAGGUACGAGAGAUGCUACGGAUGAGAGAUUCCAAUGGAGCCAGGAUGCUGACACUUAUAACUGAGCAGUUUAUGGCUGACCCUCGUCUCACACUCUGGAGGCAGCAAGGAACAAGCAUGACAGACAAGUGCAGGCAACUCUGGGAUGAGCUGGGGGCUCUAUGGGUGUGCAUAAUUUUAAAUCCACACUGCAAACUGGAAGAAAAAUCGUGUUGGCUUCAGCAACUGCAGAAGUGGAGCGACCUGGACCUCUGUCCCCUGGAGGAUGGGAACUAUGGGCAUGAGCUGCCCAAUAUCACCAGUGCUCUGCCCCAGAGUGCCAGUCACAGCCCAGACUCCUUAUCCAGACCAAGACGAACAGUGUUCACUAGAGCCAUUGAGGGCCGUGAAUUACAUUGGCAGGACAGCCACCUACAGCGAAUAAUCAGCAGUGACAUAUAUACAGCUCCUGCCUGCCAACGGGAAAGUGAAAGACUACUUUUUAAUUCUCAAGGCCAGCCACUCUGGCUUGAGCAUGUUCCUACAGCCUGUGCCCGGGUCGAUGCCCUGCGUUCCCAUGGUUAUCCAAAAGAGGCUCUCAGACUCACGGUGGCGAUUAUUAAUACUCUGCGGUUGCAGCAGCAGCGACAGCUGGAAAUCUACAAACAUCAGAAGAAAGAACUGUUGCAGAGAGGAACUACAACCAUCACAAAUCUGGAAGGCUGGGUAGGCCAUCCCCUGGAUCCCAUUGGCUGCCUAUUUCAAACUUUGACUGAGGCCUGCCGCCUGAGUGAUGAUGGCUAUCUGGAAGUGUCAGAUAUGAAUGAAAGCAGAAUCCCUGUGUAUCAGCAUGUGCCUGUGGCCGCAGGCUGCUCAAACAGCAGUGAGUCCUACCUAUCACUGGCUUUGGAAGUUGCUCUGAUGGGCAUGGGUCAACAGAGGGUGAUGCCUGAAGGCCUCUACGCACAGGACAAGGUGUGCCGUAAUGAGGAACAGCUCCUGAGUCAACUCCAGGAGCUGCAGCUGGAUGAUGAGCUAGUGCAAACACUGCGGAAACAGUGCAUCUUACUGCUGGAAGGAGGCCCCUUUAGUGGUCUGGGAGAAGUCAUUCACCGAGAGAGUGUUCCCAUGCAUACCUUUGCCAAGUAUUUGUUCUCAGCGUUGCUGCCUCAUGACCCAGACCUAUCCUACAAAUUAGCCUUACGUGCCAUGAGGUUACCCGUUCUAGAAAACUCAGCUUCUACAGGCGACAGUUCCCACCCUCACCAUAUGGUGUCUGUGGUGCCCAGCCGCUAUCCUCGUUGGUUCACGCUUGGACACUUGGAAUCACAGCAGUGUGAACUGGCCUCCACCAUGUUGACUGCCGCUAAAGGGGACACUCUGCGGCUCCAAACAAUUCUGGAAGCAAUACAGAAGCACAUCCAUUCUUCCUCCCUCAUCUUUAAACUGGCCCAAGAUGCAUUCAAGAUUGCUACUCCCACGGACAGCAGUACCGACAGCACCUUGCUCAAUGUGGCUCUGGAGCUGGGAUUACAGGUAAUGCGAAUGACCUUAUCAACCCUUAACUGGAGGCGCCGGGAGAUGGUGCGAUGGCUGGUGACCUGUGCUACAGAAGUGGGUGUGCGGGCGCUGGUGAGCAUCUUGCAGAGCUGGUACACACUCUUCACUCCCACUGAGGCUACUAGUAUUGUAGCUGCCACAGCCGUAUCCCACACUACUAUCCUGCGCCUCAGUCUGGACUACCCACAGCGGGAGGAACUGGCUAGCUGUGCUCGCACACUGGCCCUGCAGUGUGCUAUGAAGGAUCCACAGAGCUGUGCCCUGUCAGCCCUCACACUCUGUGAGAAAGACCACAUCGCCUUCGAGGCAGCCUACCAGAUAGCCAUUGAUGCUGCCGCUGGUGGCAUGACCCAUUCACAGCUGUUCACUAUCGCCCGCUACAUGGAGCUCCGUGGCUACCCGCUACGUGCCUUCAAGCUGGCCUCCCUAGCCAUGAGCCAUCUUAACCUGGCCUACAACCAGGACACUCACCCAGCCAUCAAUGAUGUGCUCUGGGCAUGUGCUCUUAGCCACUCUCUGGGCAAGAACGAGCUGGCAGCCCUUAUCCCCCUGGUGGUCAAGAGCGUGCACUGUGCCACAGUGCUUUCAGACAUCCUGAGGCGCUGCACAGUGACUGCACCUGGCCUGGCUGGCAUCCCAGGCCGCCGCAGCUCUGGAAAGCUCAUGUCCACUGACAAAGCCCCACUGCGCCAGCUGCUGGAUGCCACGAUCAACGCCUACAUCAACACCACACACUCACGUCUGACGCACAUCAGCCCUCGCCACUACGGAGAGUUCAUCGAGUUUCUGAGCAAAGCUCGGGAGACCUUCCUGCUGCCCCAGGAUGGCCACCUACAGUUCGCCCAGUUCAUUGACAACCUCAAACAGAUCUACAAAGGCAAGAAGAAGCUGAUGCUGUUGGUACGAGAGCGCUUCGGCUAAGAAAGCAAGCAGUUCACUGCCAAGGCAGCCUGGGCUCCCAGGUCCCAUCAGGUCAGGUCAAGGACACUGAAAUAUUUGUCUACCCUGAGAGGACGCUGGGUACAUGUGGCUGAGGCCAAAGGACCACAGGGCUAGAGCUGAGGAGAGUUCAACUUUACCGAUACGCCUGCCUUGGCAAACUUCUCAUCACGCCCACUGUUCCUGGAGCAGCCAGGCCCUGCAGGUCGAUCAGAAACCCCACAACAUGCCACCUCAUGCCCCUGUAUCCUGCGUGUCCUGGGCUUUGGCCCUUUCUCCCUUGGCAAACACAGAACAUUGUUCCGUCUCAGGGAUUGCUUAACCAGAGAAACAGAAGCAUUUAUGGUACUGUAAAUACUAUAGUAUAUGUGUUGCCCGUUAUUGUAAAGUUGUAACUAUUUAUAAUUCUGAUUCUGAUUUGGUGGGCACUUGAAGUAGCUGUGGGUAGGAGGAUAGGCUUGUUUUCUGAGGAGAUUCACGACCAAUUCACUACCAUUUCUCAGGUUUCCCUUGCAGAGUGUAUGCUGUUGGCAGUGGGAAAGCAGAGAUGGCAGGGAGAAAUGGCCAGUUAGGAUAAAUCCCAGGUCUAGUCCACGCAGAAAAUCCAGCCUGCAGUUGGGGCAUAGAGAGCCUUGUGGUGGGUGAGGGGCACAGGCCAGGAACAGAUGUAGACUUUCGCCUCUGAAGAUGCAAGUACAUUGAAGCUUCUGCUCCUGCCUCACACAGCCUCUCCAAGAGCCUGCUGAGCACCUGAGAACUGAGUAUGGGGGAAGACGGAAGGUCUGGGAGCCACUGAGCUCAUAAUGUUCAUCUACUCUGGUCAUCUUUGUUUGUGUUAAGUGUCAGGUUUCAUCUGUGUGUGUGUGUGUGUGUGUGUGUGUGUGUGUGUGUGUGCGCGCGUGCGCACCUGUAUGACUUAGUACAUGCAUCUGUGUGCAUAGAUAUAUCUGUGCAUACCUAGCUGUAUAUGUGCACAUAUAUAUUUAUGCGUACCUAUGUCAGUCCCGCCUCUCUGUACAUGAGUGAAACAUGUGCUGGACUGUAGGUUUCUGUGUGUGGGUACAUAUGUUGACAUAUGUGAGAUUGCGUAUCUGUGUGUAAGUACACUCAUGUUUGUCUAUCCAUGUUUAGUGUGUAUGUGUACCUGGGCACACAUGAGUGCAUUGUAUAAAUAUGUGUCUGUGUGUACUCCUGCUAUCCAUAGACCUGUGUGUUUAUAUGUGUAACCGAGUAUAUUUCUACAUGUAGGUGUGUCCAUAUAUUGGUGUCUGUGGAUCUGCACGAGUGCAUCCCUUCUUUUGGCCAGAUCUUUUUUCUGCAUUUCUUAGUUUCUCUCACUGGCCAUUCAUUUCCCGUCUCUGAGCCGCCUCUACUCACCAUUCUCUCACCAAACAAGCUUCUAAGCACCAGUCUCCCUCUGGCCUAAGAUUGGCUGCUUCAGCUACACAGUUCUCUUCUUGCCCCAUACUUGCUUUCUUCCCCUGCCUUUCUACCUCAAGCUGCUUCUGCCUGCUUGUCAGUCCCAGUGGUUGCCGAUUUGGAGGCUGGGGCCAGUGUGUGUUGGCUGUCAUGUUCCUAAUCUCUAGCCCUAGUGGGCAGCCCUGUCUUAGCCCUGGCUGCACUAGUGUACCAUGCUCCUGAUCACUACCUUCCUGACCACUGUGCUCAGCCUGGAAUCCUCAUGGGAGGGAGUAAGGGCAUUCAGAAGACUGUCAGAUACCAGUGUCUUGGUGUUUACCAUUUCAUGUCUUAGUUCUCGAGUUAGGAGUGGGAUUUGAUAGGGAAGAAGUGGAAUAGCUAGUGUGAACUAAGGACCUGUCUGCAUUACUUUAUUUUCCUUUAUUUGGCAAACUGUUUAUGUCAAG